This is a messenger RNA of Bursaphelenchus okinawaensis, 2245 nucleotides long. NCBI's taxonomy places the organism in Eukaryota, Metazoa, Nematoda, Chromadorea, Rhabditida, Aphelenchoididae. The record is from the annotation of a GenBank genome assembly.
AUGCCUCGCAUAUUGGACGAACCGGACGAAGAUUAUGAAGAACCAAUUCAAAAUCUAAAUAAAGAAGAAAUUCCAAAAGAAAUGCCUAUGCAGUUAUCGGAAUCCACAUUAUCAACGACCACUACGUCUGCCGAGACAAUAACUACAUACGAGAGGUGAGUAUAUCCAAAAGUUUUUUUUGUUGCAUUGUUUUAAAUUUUUUUUGCGUAUAAAAUUAAUAAUUUUACGUACAUUUUAGAAAUACUGAUAAAAAAUUUAGCUUACAUGUUUAAAGUUACGUUUUAUUUUCAUAUAAGAAUUUAAAUCGAUUUCUGCUUUAAAGUCUUUCGACUUUUUGUAUUAUAAAUUCAUUAUUUUUUCAUGCAUUCUAUAGUUAGAAAAUUGAUCGCAACUCUCGUAAUGUUUUAAUAGUUAAAAUUGUAAAAAUUUGAUUUUUUUCAGUACAACAACUCGAGAAUCAGUGGGGAAAUUUAUACAAGACAAAGCCGUCGAUUUGAAAGAUCGAGUUAAAGAAAAAGUUAUGGAAAAAACAGGAAGUAUGUUUUAAGUUUGAAAGUUGUUAAUAGUUAUUCGCUGUUUGAUCGUUACAUUUUAUUUAAAAUGAAAUUAGAUUUAUAGGAAUUUCUUCUUGUAAUAUAUUACAUAACAAAGUAAAAAUUUACACGAUUUUAGUGCCAGAAUGGGGAUUUGUGUUUUUUGGAAUAAUCGUUCUUUUAAUUGUGUUACUUUUGGCAUUUCUACUUAUACGAAAAUUAUUUGGCAAGAAACGGCAUGGUGAAAAAAACAAACAAAAAAGUGGUGGUAUAAAAGGAUUCUUUGGCAUUGGCAACAAUAAGUCUGGCCAGCCUGAUUUGUUUGACACCAAUAAGGCAAGUAGUAUAGAUUUAUAAUUUUUUAAGAAACUAAAAAAUGUUAAUUUUUAUAACAUACGCUUAAGAUUGCUUUUUAUAUUAAAUUUUUUUAGCUAGCCACAGAUUUAGAAGGAUUACAAGAACAUAUGGAAGAAAACGAAAAAGAACAAGCGGAAGAGAAGGAAGAAAUUAAUUUAGGGAGAAUCCAAUACAAACUUGAUUAUGACUUUCAACAAGGCCAGGUUAGAAAUUAAUGUUCACAGCCUAGGAUUUUUGCAGAUACUAAAAAAUAUUAUUAUAAGGUUAAACUACUAGUGUUGUUUUAAUUUUGGUUUUAUCCUAAAAUAUAUUUUAAGUUGGCAGUCACCGUUAUUCAAGCUGAGAAUUUACCUGGUAUGGACAUGAGUGGAACAUCAGAUCCUUAUGUCAAGUUGUAUUUGUUGCCAGAAAAAGAAGAAAAAAGUGGAAACCAAAGUUCAUCGGAAAACGUUAAAUCCUGUAUUUAAUGAGACCUUUAUCUUUAAAGUUGCGUUCAACGAAAUUGGUAAUAAGACUUUGGUAUUUAACAUAUAUGACUUUGAUCGUUUUUCAAAACAUGAUCAAAUAGGCCAGGUUUUACUUGCUCUUGGAAAGAUUGAUCUUGGACAAGUUAUUGAAGAAUGGAAAGACAUUCAACCACCUCCAGAUGACAAGGAAGCCGUAAGAGUUAUAAGUCUUUUAAACGUUUUUGGAAUCUCUUGUAGGUCACUUAGAUACAAAAGUGUCAAAAAUUAAUUUUUCUUAUUUAUUUGGGCUGCUUGAACGCCUAAAAAAUGACUCUUAAAUAUAAAUUUGGUUUCAGGAGAAAUCAUUGGGCGACAUAUGUUUUUCAUUGCGUUACGUACCUACGGCUGGAAAACUAACUGUUGUAGUGCUUGAAGCAAAAAAUCUAAAAAAGAUGGACGUUGGUGGUUUGUCAGGUAAUUUUUGUUGGACACAUAACAAAAUAUGCAAAAGUAUUUUAGUUUGUAAAGUUUUUUAACAUAAGAUAAAAAAAUAAGAACUUCAAAUUUUCAGAUCCCUACGUUAAGAUAGUGUUAAUGCAAGGCGGUAAAAGGUUGAAGAAAAAGAAAACGUCAAUUAAGAAGUGCACUUUGAAUCCAUACUACAACGAAUCAUUUAGUUUUGAAGUGCCUUUUGAACAAAUUCAAAAAGUAAGCUUGAUGAUUACGGUAAUGGAUUACGAUAAAUUGGGAUCAAAUGAUGCUAUUGGGAGAUGUAUACUGGGUUGUUCUGGCACUGGAGCUGAGUUGCGACAUUGGAUGGAUAUGCUGGCUUCGCCGCGUCGCCCGAUCGCUCAAUGGCAUACGUUAGGUCCAGUUGAAGACGAAAAGCCUGAGCCAGCCAAAACAUAG